This is a messenger RNA of Brugia malayi, 1938 nucleotides long. Its product is annotated as succinate dehydrogenase [ubiquinone] flavoprotein subunit, mitochondrial, putative. The transcript is spliced from 12 exons. NCBI's taxonomy places the organism in Eukaryota, Metazoa, Nematoda, Chromadorea, Rhabditida, Onchocercidae. Gene Ontology annotation, biological process: mitochondrial electron transport, succinate to ubiquinone; tricarboxylic acid cycle. Bases 1 to 1938 code for a protein of 645 amino acids. The record is from RefSeq and is a predicted model, not a curated record. Gene Ontology annotation, molecular function: succinate dehydrogenase (quinone) activity; electron transfer activity; flavin adenine dinucleotide binding.
AUGUUACGCUUGGCAAGUGCAUUGAUAAAUCAAAAAAAUGUUCGGAAUGGUUUGACAUCACUAAUAAAUUGUCGCGCAAAGAAGACAUAUAUUGCAAAUUAUACUAUUAUCGAUCAUAAUUAUGAUGCAAUUGUUGUUGGAGCUGGUGGAGCAGGUUUACGAGCAGCAGCACGUCUAGGUGAAGGUGGCUUACGAGUGGCGGUCAUAACAAAAUUAUUUCCAACAAGAUCGCAUACUGUAGCUGCACAAGGAGGUAUUAAUGCAGCAAUUGGUAGUAUGAAUCCGGAUAACUGGAAAUGGCAUUUUUAUGACACUGUAAAAGGAAGUGAUUGGUUGGGUGAUCAAAAUGCUAUACAUUAUCUAACAAAAGAUGCUGUUCGAGCGGUAAUUGAAUUAGAAAAUUAUGGGAUGCCAUUCUCGAGAACAGCUGAAGGAAAAAUUUAUCAACGCUCAUUUGGUGGACAGAGUAAUAAUUAUGGAAAAGGAGGAGUUGCUAAACGUACAUGUGCUGUAGCAGACCGUACGGGUCAUUCAAUGCUUCAUACACUUUACGGCACAUCGUUACAAUUUCAUUGCGACUAUUAUAUCGAAUUUUUUGCGCUUGAUCUUCUUAUGAGUGAUAAACGAUGUAUUGGGAUAAUUGCGAUGAAUCUUGAAGAUGGAACAUUCCAUCGUUUCCGGGCACCAUUUACUGUCUUGGCAACAGGUGGCUUUGGACGAGCUUAUUUUAGUUGCACUACAGCACAUAGUACCACUGGUGAUGGUAAUGCAAUGGUCAUUCGUGCCGGUUUACAAACAACCGAUAUGGAAUUUAUCCAAUUCCAUCCAACCGGAAUUUAUGGUGUUGGUUGUCUGAUUACAGAAGGAUCACGAGGAGAAGGUGGUUACUUAGUAAAUAGUAAAGGUGAACGAUUCAUGAAAAAGUAUGCUCCAAAAGCAUUAGAUUUGGCAUCUCGAGAUGUUGUGUCCAGAGCAAUGACCAUUGAAAUAAUCGAAGGUCGAGGAGUUGGCAAAGAAAAUGACCAUAUAUACUUGCAGCUUCAUCAUAUCCCUGCAGAUUACUUGCAUAACAAAUUACCAGGAAUAAUGGAAACGGCCAAAAUAUUUGCUGGUGUUGAUGCGACUAAAGAACCAAUACCUGUAAUUCCAACGGUUCAUUACAAUAUGGGUGGAAUACCAACUGAUUAUAAAGGACAAGUAAUAACUUUUUCACAUAGUGAAGGUGAUCGAUUAGUCCCGGGAUUAUUUGCAUGUGGCGAAACUGCAGCACAUUCAGUACAUGGUGCUAAUCGACUUGGCGCUAAUUCUCUCCUUGAUACUGUUGUGUUUGGACGAGCUUGUGCUAAUAACAUAUUGGAACAAGCAAAACUAACCAACUUUAAGCUUCCGGAUUUACCGCCUAAUGCGGGUGAAGCUACGCUUGCUAACGUGGAUAAAAUGCGUUUUGCAAAAGGCGACAUCUAUACUGGUGCUUUAAGGUUAAAAAUGCAAAAAACAAUGCAAAAACAUGCUGCUGUCUUUCGACGAGGCGAUAUUCUACAGGAGGGCAUUAAGAAGAUGGAAAGUAUCUUUGGUGAACAAAAACAUCUGAAGACUUUGGAUCGUGGACUAAUUUGGAAUUCGGAUCUUAUUGAAACAUUAGAGCUGCAAAAUUUAUUGCUGUGUGCUAUGCAGACGAUCAGUGCAGCAGAAGCUCGAAAAGAAUCCAGAGGAGCUCAUGCUCGUGAUGAUUUUAAACAACGAAUAGAUGAAUUUGAUUAUUCUAUACCACUGGCAGGACAGAUAAAGAAACCAUUCAAAGAACACUGGCGUAAGCAUACAGUCAUUAGCCAAAAUCCGGAAACUGGAAAAGUUGCGCUAAGUUAUCGACCAGUGAUCGAUCAAACGCUGGACGAGAAUGAAGUGGAACCAAUACCACCAAUAAUUCGAAAAUACUAA